CGCGACUUUUCUCCAUCUCACCUUCCCCCGACCUUCUCCCAUCUCAGCCGCGUCAACUAUCCGAAGGCCUGUCUUUUCUCGCUGCCUUCUACCAUGGCUGACGAUAUUGUCAUCGACAAACAGGUCUUCCACGAGCGUCUCAAUAACUUUGUCACUAAGUGGAAGGCAGACAAGCGCUCGGGUGAUGCCAUUUUCAACGGUGCAGGUUCAAUCGCGAGCUGUGUGGGCAAAGCGAGCGACCCGGGAACUUAUUCUAAGCCGGCCGCCUUCCAGCUAUGGCUGCUAGGCUACGAGUUCCCCGCGACCCUGUUCGUCCUCACACCCGACCUUUUCCAGAUCGUCACAACCAAGAAGAAGGCUUCGUACCUGGCACCGCUCAAAGGGGGUAAGGUUCCCGUCGAGAUCCUGGUCCGUGGCAAGGAUGCCGAAGAGAACAAGAAGCAGUUUCAGAGCUGCAUAGAGUCCAUGAAGAAGGCAGGCAAGAAAGUCGCAGUGAUGAAAAAGGACAACGCCGCCGGCCCCUUCGCCGAGGAAUGGAAGGCAGCAUUUCAGGCCUCAGACAUCAAGGAGGAGGAUCAGGUCGAUCUGGCGGGCAUCUUGUCCAAUGCUGCUUUGUCAGUCAAGGACGAGAAGGAGCUGCGUAUCAUCCGAGACGCCUCCCGAGCCUCCAGUGCCCUCAUGACCAGCUACUUUGUCGAAGAAAUGUCCGAAAUCCUUGAUACGGAGGAGAAAAUUACUCAUCGUGCGUUUUCGGAAAAAGUUGGCAACAAAAUCGACGACCCCAAGUUUUUCCAGAAGGAAAAGGUGUCGAAGAAUUUUGACCCCAUGCAGCUGGACUGGUGCCUACAGCCCAUCGUGCAGAGCGGCGGAAAAUACGACCUGCGCUUUCAAUCAGAUCCGGACGAGAGCAACCUGCACGCCGGGGUCAUCAUAUCAGCCCUAGGCCUGCGCUACCAGACAUACGGCUGCAUGGUUGGCCGGACGUACAUGGUUGGCCCAAACAAGAGCCAGGAGAGCAACUACAAGCUUCUCCUAUCCAUGCAUGAUUUGGUCCUUAAAUCGAUAAAGGAUGGCGUCGUGGCUAAGGACGUUUUCAACAAGGCCCUGAGCCUGCUCAAAUCAAAGAAACCCGAUUUAGAGAAGAAUUUUACCAUGAGAAACGUUGGCUACGGUAUUGGUGUUGAGAACAAGGACCCAACCCUGCUGCUGAGUGCCAAAAACCAGCGGGUGCUAAAGGAUGGCAUGACGCUCGUUGUUCAAACUGGGCUGCAGGACCUCAAGAACCCGAACCCACAGGACAAGAAGAGUGCUGCUUAUUCACUUCUCUUGAUCGACACGGUUCGUGUGACACCCACUGAUGCCGCCGUAUUCACUAAAGAUACCCCGUCCGAUCUGGACUCAGUCUCAUUCUUCUUUAACGACGAGGAAGAGCCUGAGACUAAGCCGAAACCGAAGCGAGAACGUCCUGGCGCGGUUGCACAGACAAACGCCACCAAGACGCGAACCCGACAUGAGCGGCCGACAAAUCAAGAUGCGGAGAAGGAAGCGCAGCGCCGAGAGCAUCAGAAAGAGCUUCAUCAGAAGAAGCAGGCAGACGGCCUAGAAACGUACGGCAAGGGUGCAAAGUCUCUGAACGGAACCGAGGAGAAGAAGUUCAAGCGAUUUGAAUCGUACAAGCGCGACAACCAGCUGCCUGUUGCGGUUGCCAAUCUAGAGAUUGUUGUGGACAAGAAGCUCCAGACAGUCAUUCUCCCCAUUAUGGGCCGUCCGGUGCCUUUCCACAUUAACACCAUCAAGAACGCCUCACACACUCCCGAGAGCGAUUUUACCUCUCUGCGUAUCAAUUUCCUCUCGCCCGGUCAGGGAGUGGGUAGGAAAGACGACCAGCCGUUUGAAGACCCUAAUGCACACUUUAUUCGAAGCUUGACAUUUCGCUCCCAUGACGUGGAUCGUAUUGAUAGAAUCACUAAGGAUAUCACCGAUCUCAAAAAGGACGUCGUCCGUCGGGAGCAGGAGAAGAAGCAGAUGGAGGACGUGGUAGAGCAAGACAAGCUCAUACCUAUAAAGAACCGAAAACCAUACAUCCUUGACAUGAUCUUUAUGCGACCCGCCAUGGACGGCAAACGCAUUCCCGGUCAAGUCGAAGUCCACCAAAACGGUCUCCGCUACGUUCAUGGUGCUGGCGGCUUUAGGAUCGAUAUCCUUUUCGGCAACAUCAAGCACCUUUUUUUCCAGCCUUCGCAACACGAACUGAUUGUCAUCAUUCAUGUCCACCUCAAAAAUCCAAUCAUGAUUGGAAAGAAGAAGGCCAAGGACGUUCAGUUUGUUCGCGAAGCUACUGAGAUGCAGUUUGACGAGACGGGUAACCGGAAACGACGACACAAAUUUGGUGACGAAGAAGAGUUCGAGCAGGAACAAGAAGAGCGACGACGACGCGCCGCUCUCGAUAAAGAGUUCAAGAACUUUGCUGAGAAAAUCGCGGACGCAGCGCGCAACGAAAAUGUGUCGGUGGAUAUUCCCUACCGAGAGCUCGGUUUCAAUGGUGUUCCUUCCAGAUCAUCUGUGCUCGUUCAGCCCACCACAGACUGCUUAGUACAACUUACUGAGCCACCAUUCACAUGUCUGACCCUCGCCGAGAUCGAAAUCGUCCACCUAGAACGUGUCCAAUUCGGCCUACGCAACUUCGACAUGGUGGUCGUAUUCAAAGACUACAACCGCCCUCCGGUACACAUCAACACCAUCCCCGUCGAGUCUCUUGACCCAGUCAAAGACUGGCUCGACAGCGUCGACAUUCCCUUCUCCGAAGGUCCGCUCAAUCUCAACUGGGCCACCAUCAUGAAAACCGUUACCUCGGACCCCCACCAAUUCUUCGUCGACGGUGGAUGGUCGUUCUUGUCCACGGAAUCUGACGACGAGGAUGACGAGCAGGAGGAAGAGGAAAGCGCGUUUGAGGUUAGUGACUCGGAGCUUGCUAUCUCGGAUGAAAGUUCUGGGUCUGGCAGUGAUUUCGAUGAGAAUGCAAGCGAUGAGAUGAGUGCCGAGGGGAGUGACGAUGAGUUGAGUGAGGAAGGCGAGGAUUGGGAUGAGCUGGAGAAGAAGGCGGCGAGGAAAGAUAGAGAGGGGGGAUUGAAUGAUGAUGAUGACAGGGGGAAGAAGAGGAAACGUUGAUGAGGGGAAAUGAUGGGAGGGGACUAUGGCGAUGACUGAUUAAUGCUUCACUCUUUGCGAGAAAGCAGAGCAGAGAGGAUUGUGUAGCAUCAGAGUCAUUUUCUGAUUUUCACCUCACCUUGGCUUCCUGUUCCUCAGGCUGGAUAGCUAUAUGGACUUUGUAAGAUUGGUUGAUGGAUAUUUCGCCCACCCACUUGCUUGUGGGCGGGAAAUUGGUUUGGACGUGCAUGGAUGGACGGGUACAGAUCACAGAUGGCAGCUAGGCGCUAGGAGCGUCUGAGUAAUAAAAGUCUCAUUGCUAUACA
This is a messenger RNA of Lindgomyces ingoldianus, 3473 nucleotides long. RefSeq names its product SPT16-domain-containing protein. Gene Ontology annotation, cellular component: FACT complex. The record is from RefSeq and is a predicted model, not a curated record. The transcript is spliced from 6 exons. Gene Ontology annotation, molecular function: nucleosome binding. Bases 94 to 3168 code for a protein of 1024 amino acids. Gene Ontology annotation, biological process: transcription elongation by RNA polymerase II; positive regulation of transcription elongation by RNA polymerase II. Lineage: Eukaryota; Fungi; Ascomycota; Dothideomycetes; Pleosporales; Lindgomycetaceae.